Messenger RNA from Aaosphaeria arxii CBS 175.79, 3055 nucleotides. RefSeq names its product glycoside hydrolase family 35 protein. The coding region runs from base 1 to 3039 and encodes 1012 amino acids. Gene Ontology annotation, molecular function: beta-galactosidase activity. The record is from RefSeq and is a predicted model, not a curated record. NCBI's taxonomy places the organism in Eukaryota, Fungi, Ascomycota, Dothideomycetes, Pleosporales. The transcript is spliced from 2 exons. Gene Ontology annotation, biological process: carbohydrate metabolic process. Gene Ontology annotation, cellular component: vacuole.
AUGAGGCUACUCAAGGGAUUCGCGUGUCUGACGACGCUUCUCUCAUCUAUUUCCAGCCAGUCCCUUGUCGCUGGACAGGCAGCACCUCCGAGCCAAUGGCCUUUACACGACAAUGGACUGAAUGAUGUCGUCCAAUGGGAUCAUUACAGCUUCAAAAUCAACGGAAAGCGACUUUUCGUUUUUUCUGGCGAGAUCCAUUAUUGGCGAAUCCCAGUCCCAGAGGUAUGGGAGGACCUGCUUCAGAAGAUCAAGGCUUCUGGGUUCACGGCAUUCGCCUUCUAUGGCCAUUGGGGCUACCACAGUGCGAACAACCAGACACUCGACUUCACAUCUGGCGCUCACGACUUUACCAAACUGUUCGAGAUCGCAAAGAAAGUCGGUCUAUAUGUCAUCGUUCGCCCAGGACCUUACGUAAAUGCUGAGGCCAAUGCCGGAGGCUUCCCGCUCUGGCUCACCACUGGAGCUUAUGGAAAGCUUCGAGACGAUGACCCUCGAUACGAAGCUGCAUGGAAGCCUUACUUCUCUGAGUUCUCUCGUCUUACAAGCAAGCAUCUUGUCACAAACGGAGGAAACGUCAUCGUCUAUCAGAUCGAGAACGAAUAUGGCGAGCAAUGGCAAGACCGAGAGAAGAAGAUCCCAUACGAGCCAGCCGCCCGCUACAUGGCAGCUUUGGAGGAUACCGCUCGCGAAAAUGGCAUCGAUGUCCCGCUUAUCCACAACGAUCCCAACAUGAACACGAAGAGCUGGUCUCAUGACUAUGCUCCCAAUGCUACUGGUAAUGUCGAUGUUGCAGGCGUCGAUAGUUAUCCCUCGUGCUGGAGCUGUAAUCUCGACGAGUGUACUGGCACCAAUGGCGAGUACGUCGCAUACAAGGUCAUAAACUACUACGAUUACUUCACGGAAUUCUCUCCAACACAACCAAGCUUCUUCCCUGAGUUUCAGGGUGGCUCGUACAAUCCCUGGAGUGGUCCUGAAGGUGGUUGCCCGAGUGACAUCGGCACCGACUUUGCCAAUCUGUUCUACAGGAAUCUCGUGUCACAGCGAGUUACUGCCAUCAGCCUGUACAUGAUGUUUGGCGGAACCAACUGGGGUGCACUGGCAUGCCCUGUGGUCGCCACCAGUUACGACUACAGCUCACCUAUUUCCGAGACACGCUUGAUUGGUCACAAAUAUCACGAGACCAAGAACCUCGCGCUUUUCACACGUGUUGCAGAGGACCUCACUGUCACGGAUCGAGUCUCAAAUAGCACCAGUUACACCACCAAUUCAGCAGUCAUUGCAAGCGAGCUGCGCAAUCCCAAUACGAACGGAGCCUUCUACGUCACCAUCCAUUCGUACUCACCAUCUGCGACUAAGGAAAGCUUCAAGCUCAAUGUUCGGACGUCCAUUGGUAACUUGACCAUUCCUCAACACGGCGGCUCCAUUGUGCUAAAUGGACAUCAAUCGAAGAUCAUUGUCACCGACUUCAAGAUCGGCAAGAACAUUCUUACUUACUCUACGGCUGAGGUCCUCACCUACGCAAUCGUAGACGGAACCCCAGUGGUUGUGCUCUGGGCUGGCGAAGGAGAGUCUGCUGAGUUCCAUAUCAAGGGUGCGAAGGCCGUUAAAUAUCCUGGACGUCAGCAAGGAGCAAACUAUAGUCAGCUCAAGACCGCCGAUGGUGUGACGAUUAAUGUUUCAAGUGUGAAAGACCAGUCGGUAUUCACCUUUGACAACGGGGUGAAGGUGGUUGUUGCAGACAAGCCAACCGCGUAUCUAUUCUGGGCUCCAAACUUGUCCAACGACCCAUUUGCGCCGGUGGAUCAAUCAGUCCUUGUUCAGGGUCCUUACUUAGUUCGAGGUGUCAAGCAGUCUGAUUCUACAGUGCAUCUAGACGGCGAUAUCGGGAAUGCAACCAACAUUGAAAUCUUCGUGUCCAAGAAGGUCAAGUCAGUCACUUGGAAUGGCAAAAAGCUCUCUCUCAAGAAGUCUCCCCAUGGUAGCAUCAUCGCUCACCAUGCUGGCUUCAAUGGAGCUAUCCAGCUCCCUUCUCUCGACUCCUGGAAGGUACAAGACUCUCUCCCAGAGCGCAAACCCGAGUACAACGACUCGGGUAUUGCGUGGGUCAAUGCCGAUCACCAAACCACUCCGAAUCCCACAAAGCCAGACACACUUCCAGUCCUCUACGUAGAUGACUACGACAUCCACAAUAGCUUCCAUCUCUUCCGUGGAUACUUUGAAGGCUCUGCAACUGGCGUCAAGCUGUCUCUGCAAGGUGGCCUGGCAUUUGGUUGGAGUGCUUGGCUCAAUGGAAACUUCAUCGGCUCCUACCUUGGUAACUCUACGGUUGGUAGCGGUAACUUGACUUUGUCAUUCACGAAUGGCACUGUUCAUUCCAACGGUACCAAUGUCAGUACCAAUGUCCUUCUGAUCACUCAAGACAACACUGGGCAUGACCUCCGUGCCGGCGCCGUUGACCCAAGGGGCAUUCUCGGCGCACAGCUACAAGGCGAAGCGACUUUCACAAAGUGGAAGAUUGCCGGUACUGCCGGUCGCGACGGGGGCAAACUGGAUCCCGUUCGUGGCACCUUAAACGAAGGAGGACUCGUGGCUGAGAGGCUCGGCUGGCACUUGCCAGACUUUGACGACUCUAAAUGGUCCACCAGCUCACCCUCUACUGGCUUCUCGGGUGCUGGUAUUCAAUUCUACCGCACCGUCGUGCCUCUCAACAUUAAAGACGGCCUUGACGUUUCACUCGCAUUCGUCCUCAACGCCGUUGGUUCGAAGAAGAUCCGCGCACAGCUCUUCGUGAACGGCUAUCAAUACGGAAAAUUCAACCCGUAUGUCGGAAACGAGAGGCGCUUCCCCGUCCCACCCGGUGUUCUCAACUAUAAUGGAGAUAAUACGAUCGGAUUGGCUGUCUGGGCUCAGAGCGAUGAAGGUGCAAAGAUUGAUAUCAAACUGGAGACUCAAUAUGCUGUGGAGAGUAGCUGGAAUUCGAAGUUUGACAGUGAAUACUUGCGACCUGGGUGGACGAGGGAGAGGCUCGCCUAUGCUUGAUUGUACUUAGAACGUG